Bufo gargarizans (Asiatic toad) is the source of this 2032-nucleotide messenger RNA. RefSeq names its product squalene synthase-like. NCBI's taxonomy places the organism in Eukaryota, Metazoa, Chordata, Amphibia, Anura, Bufonidae. The transcript is spliced from 8 exons. Gene Ontology annotation, cellular component: endoplasmic reticulum membrane. Gene Ontology annotation, molecular function: squalene synthase [NAD(P)H] activity. The coding region runs from base 52 to 1278 and encodes 408 amino acids. Gene Ontology annotation, biological process: farnesyl diphosphate metabolic process; cholesterol biosynthetic process. The record is from RefSeq and is a predicted model, not a curated record.
GACUAGUGUGGGGCUGCAGAAGCAGAGCAUCACAGCUGGAACACCGCGGACAUGGACUUCCUGAGGUCUCUAGGACACCCGGAGGAGAUCUACAACCUGGUCAGGUUCCGGCUGGGCGGCUGUCGGCUCGUGCUGUCCAAGCAGGACCGGGACUCCAUGAGCGACAGCCUGCAGACCUGCUACAAGUAUCUGGACCAGACCAGCAGGAGCUUCGCCGCCGUCAUCCAAGCCCUGGAUGGAGAGCUGAGAAAUGCCGUGUGUAUCUUAUAUCUGGUGCUUCGAGCUCUGGACACCGUGGAGGACGACAUGACCAUCAGUCGGGAGACCAAAAUCCCCAUGUUACAUAACUUCCACACGUACCUGUACCAAGCGGACUGGAGGUUUACAGAAAGCAAGGAUAAGCAUUGUGUAGUUCUGCAGGACUUCCCCACGAUUUCCCGGGAGUUCAGAAACCUGAAGGUGGGUUAUCAGAAGGUGAUUGUAGACAUCUGCCACACAAUGGGGGUGGGCUUGGCAGAGUUCUUGGAGAAGAAGGUGGAAUCUCUCCUGGAUUUCGAUAAGUACUGUCAAUCUGCAUUCGGAUUAUGGAUGUUUGGUCUGUCCCGGCUGUUUUCUGCCUCAGGGCUGGAAGAUGCCAUCAUUGGUGAGGAUAUAAGACUCUCAAGGUCUGUGGGUAUGUUCCUGCAGAAAACAAACAUCAUCCGAGAUUACCUGGAGGACCAGCUGGAAGGAAGAGAGUUCUGGCCCAGAGAGGUGUGGAGCAAAUACAGCAAAAAACUGUCCGACCUUGCCAAGCCGGAGAACGUAGUGCCGGCUGUGCAGUGCUUGAAUGAACUGGUGACCAAUGCUCUGCAGCACGUGCCCGAUGUCCUUCUCUACCUGUCCCGGCUGAGGAACCAGAGGGUGUUUCACUUUAAUGCCAUCCUACAGGUCAUGUCUAUAGCCACAAUGGCCGCUUUUUAUAACAACCCGCAGGUGUUUAAAGGAGUGGUGAAGAUCCGCAAGGGGCAGGCGGUCACGCUGAUGAUGAACGCCACCAACAUGCAAGCGGUCAGAGCUAUCAUGUAUCAGUAUGUGAAUGAGAUCUACCAGAAGAUCCCCCUGACAGACCUUUCUGCUGGACAUACACAGAACAUCGUUUCUACCAUCCAGAAACUGAGUUUGUCCAGUGGCCCCCGGGUGUCCCACUACAGCUUCUUCAUUUACCUGUCAUGUGCAAUGGUUUUGGCCGCCCUCAGUUGGCAGUACCUGAGUACAAACAAAAGACAGUCAGACUAGUUUCACACAAGCGUGUCCUGUGUGGAAAUCGUGCUCCUUGUGAGAGUCAUUCCCUGUUCUGGACACUGCUCGUUUCACAGGAGCGCACUGCAUUAUACUGAUGUAUAAUGCUGUGUGUCUCUGCAUGACCUUACUUCUACAGAAUCAUAGUGACAAAAAUCUGUAUAAGACCGUGCGCUCCUGUGAAACGAGCAGCGCCCAUAAUGGGAAAUUAAGCUCACACACAGAGCGUAAUUUCCGCACAGGACACGCUAGUCUAAAAGAGCCCUUAGUCAGCACAGCUAUAAAAUGAAGUGAAUACGCAUGGCUGAAACUCCAAAAGUACAAACACAAUGCAACAGCAAAGUCCAUUAAAGAAAAUCCAGCUCGCCUCGUAAUCCAAAGCCCUGUGCACGGAACGUGCCAAGCAAGUCACUCUUUUGGAAAUGGAAGAAAAUAGUUCCAGCACUUGAAAUAAAACUCAGUUGAACUUUAUUUCUUCUUGUAGUGUAACAUCCCAGAGUAUGUCACUAAAACUCUUUCUCCCUGCUACAAUAUGUCAAGUGUAUAUUUCUUGUCAUCUUGUGUAAUUUAACUUUGCAUUUUCCGGUAAUUUAACUUUGCAUGUACUUUCCAGGCUUGUAUUAUGCAUUUGCUGUAAUUUCCCUGUCCGCCAGCAGGUGGCAGCAAUAUGUAAGCAGACCAUGGUUAGUUAGUAUAUCUAGUCUGGAAUAGUCCAUUCCAAUCUAGGCUCCCCUAUGUGAGCAGAAGUGGG